Messenger RNA from Cercopithifilaria johnstoni, 270 nucleotides. Lineage: Eukaryota; Metazoa; Nematoda; Chromadorea; Rhabditida; Onchocercidae. The record is from the annotation of a GenBank genome assembly.
AUGGCAGCCAGAGGUGGUAAAGUCCAGAAGGUGAUGGUUCAACCCAUCAAUUUGAUUUUCCGAUAUUUGCAAAAUCGAUCGCGCAUACAGAUAUGGCUCUAUGAGGAUAUCACUCACAGGAUCGAAGGAUAUAUCAUUGGUUUUGAUGAAUAUAUGAAUGUCGUGCUUGAUGAAGCAGAAGAAGUAAAUAUGAAGACGAAGAAUCGCAAUAAGGUUGGUCGAAUCAUGUUGAAAGGUGACAAUAUCACAUUGAUCCAAAGCAUUGGUUGA